AUGAGUGGAGGUCGUUUUGAAUUUGAUGAUGGCGGAGCUUAUUGUGGUGGUUGGGAGGGUGGCAAAGCCCAUGGGCAUGGGAUCUGCACCGGACCUAAAGGACAGGGCGAGUUCUCCGGCUCCUGGAAUUACGGGUUUGAAGUAGUUGGAGUGUACACCUGGCCAAGCGGAAACACCUUUGAAGGCUUCUGGUCGCAAGGGAAGCGCCAUGGUCUAGGAGUUGAAACUAAAGGACAUUGGGUUUACAAGGGAGAAUGGACUCAUGGCUUCAAGGGGAGAUAUGGCUUGCGUCUGAGUGUGGGUAGUGGAGCAAAAUAUGAAGGAACAUGGAAUAACGGAUUGCAAGAUGGAUAUGGCACAGAGACAUAUGCUGAUGGAGGUAUGGGAUCGUUUUUCUAUUCUAUUAUGUUGUCCAGUGUCUGGAGGUGGGCUUGCCACUUAAUCAUGUACCAGCCAUGUAAUGGCAUUUAAUUAAAUCAAGUAUAUGUAAGUGAAUCUGUAAUUUAUCAUAUGUAAUAGCAAUGCAAUAACAGUGUAAUAAUAUUGUACCUUUACUGCACAUCCAUUUGCCUCACUUGACAUUUAUCUUACUUUACAUUUAACAUUUGAAGAAGGGUAGAGGUAAUUGCAUAGGAUGGGUAUUUAUUUUCUGUAGUGCUGAUAUAAGUGCAGCUGAAGGUAUAGCAUCAGGGAUAUGAGUGAUUAUCUACAGUACAGUAGGCUAUACAGUACAAUACCAAUGGCCCAUUUGGGUGUUUUAUAUGAGAAUGAAUGACUAAAGCUUGCACCAGUGAACCAAGGAGAGGAACCCAAGUGUUGCUGCAGAUGGUCCAUUGGGAUCUUGCCCAUUGCUAAGGACCUCUUGCCAAAGUAUAGUGGCAGUGGAAGGCACAUUAGGGGUGUGUGUCAAUACAAAGUGUGUCCUAUGAUGUGGGAAGUUAAACUAAGCUGUCUUAGCUGUUUUAGUUUCAUUGUUGUCACACACAUACAGAAGAAGUAAUGGGCCCGGUGCUGAUUGGUCGCCCCUGUCUAUAUAAUCUUGAUCAAACUGAGCCUAGAUCAGCACUCCUACUCUGAGACGCCCUAAAGAACUGGUGAGAGAGUGACGGAACAUUAACAGGAGAAACAAGACUGAUUGCUCGACAAUGUUGAAUGAAUGAACAGUAGCUUAGGCAGAGGAGUUCGCAAAAGCACAUGCAGUAGAGAUCUAGGACUAGGCUAUAUCUUCUCAUACUGUAACUGUACACUUGAACAUGCUGAAAGAUCACACCAAUAAUAUUGGUGGCUAUGCUGUCUGCUUAAAGCCCCUGGUCCCCUCAGUAGCUGACUCAUCAGAUUUGGGCCCAUUUGAUUGGUUGAUUGGGAGAUUCUGUCAGGAAGUAAUAAUAGCCCAGCAGGCUGCUGUGUCCUCUUGGCCUCACAGUCCAGCUAUAGAUACAGCCAAUGGCAUCCAGACACAGAUUUUGCAUGACAGACUAGACCCAUGAUUAGUUUGGGUAACAUGAAAAACUUGCACUGUAGUCUUUCACGCAAACUAUAGGCCUACCUAUCAAAUCAUAUGUUACUGUGUUGAUGUACUUCAUAGUGUAGGACAAAGUAGAAAUAAUGUGUCAGUGUUCUCUAUCAUGUUAUAGUUCCUGACCAGCAUUGAUUCCACAUAGUCUAAGUUACUUCAACGUUACAAUUAUGCAAUUUAUUCUGCUUUCAAAACAAAACCACUCAUCUCACACUGUUGAUUUACCUUGCAGUGACAUACGGGUGAUGAUAAUGAGUUAAAUAGCCAGCCCACACAUUUUCAAUGAAAUUGUGUAGGACAUGUGAGGCUAGUGAAGACUGUUUAGUCUAUAUCUUGUCUAUUUUUGUAGAUGUUAAUAUAUCCAUCAAUGCCCUCUGUUUCUUUCCAGGCACAUUUCAGGGCCAGUUUACUGGCGGUAUGCGAAACGGGUACGGAGUCCGUCAGAGCGUGCCCUACGGUAUGGCGGCGGUGGUUCGCUCCCCUCUCCGCACCUCCCUCACCUCCCUCCGCAGCGAGCACAGCAACGGCACCUUGCUCCAGCAGGAUGUCCCCGCCAUCACCACCACCAACGUCGCCGGCCAGGAGACCCGGGUCACCACGCCCACCCAGCUGGGGCCCUCCCGGGGCGGCUUCGCCCUGACACUCCAGGUGGACCCGGACGCCGUUAAACCCAAGAAGAAGGGCCUGUUCCGAAGGGGGUCUCUCCUGGGGAAACUAACGAAGUCAGACUCCCGUACGUCCUUAUCCAGCGUGAAGAGCAAGUUAAGCUUCCUGGGAUCGAGGAGCGAAUCAGCGCUAAGUUCUGCUGCCAGCAAUGUGGCCUGUGAUGCCAACUCCACCAUCAGUCUGGGAGACGAGAGCCUGGCCGGGGCGGAUGAAUUCCCCCCCGUGGAGGCCGACAUCGAUGCCACCACCACAGAGGUCUACAUGGGGGAGUGGAAGAACGACAAGCGCUCGGGCUAUGGAAUAAGCGAACGGUCCAGUGGUCUGAGGUAUGAGGGUGAGUGGUUGGACAACCAGCGACACGGCUAUGGAUGCACUACCUUCACGGAGGGGGGCAAGGAGGAGGGAAAGUAUAUGAACAAUAUGCUGGUGAAGGCCAUGAAGAAAAGGGUGAUCCAACUGAAGGGCACCAAGAUCCGGCAGAAGGUGGAGCGCAGUGUGGAGGGAGCUCAGCGUGCCUCUGCCAUCGCCAAACAGAAAGCAGAGAUCGCUGCUUCCAGGUAUAGACAUACUCUGAGCAUACCAAACACCUUCCUAAUACUGAGUUGCACCCCCUUUUGCACUCAGAACAGCCUCAAUUAAUUGGGCAUGGACUCUACAAGGUGUCAAAAGCGUUCCACAGGGAUGCUGGCCCAUGUUGACUCCAAUGCUUCCCACAGUUGUGUUAAGUUCACUGGAUGUCCUUUGGGUGGUGGACCAUUCUUGAUACAUUUACAUUUUAGUAGACACUCUUAUCCAGAGCAACUUACAGUAGUCGUUGCAUACAUUUUCUUCAUACUUGUCCCCCAUGGGAAUCAAACCCACAACCCUGCGUUGCAAGCGCCAUGCUCUACCAACUGAGCUACACGGGACACACACGGGAAACUGUUGAGCGUGAAAAACCCAGCAGCUUUGCAGUUCUUGACACAAACCGGUGCACCUGGUACCUACUACCAUACGCCGUUCAAAGGCAUUUCAAUCUUUUGUUUUGCCCAUCCACCCUCUGAAUGGCACACAUACACAAUCCAAGUCUCAAUUGUCUCAAGGCUUACACAUUCUUCUUUAACCUGCCACCUCCCAUUCAUCUACACUGAUUGAAGUGGAUUAACAAGUAACAUCAAUAAGCGAUUAUAGCUUUCACCUGGAGUCACCUGGUCAGUCUAUGUCAUGGAAAGAGCAGGUGUUCUUAAUGUUUUGUACACUCAGUGUAUAUACAGUUGAAGUUGGAAGUUUACAUACACUUAGGUUGGAGUCAUUAAAACUCGUUUUUCAUCCACUCCACAAAUGUAUUGUUAAUGAACUAUAGUUUUGGCAAGUCGGUUAGGACAUCUACUUUGUGCAUGACACAAGUAAUUUUUCCAACAAUUGUUUACAGACAGAUUAUUUCACUUAUAAUUCACUGUAUCACAAUUCCAGUGGGUCAGAAGUUUACAUACACUAAGUUGACUGUGCCUUUAAACAGCUUGGAAAAUUCCAGAAAAUGAUGUCAUGGCAUUAGAAGCUUCUGAUAGGUUAAUUGACAUCAUUUGAGUCAAUUGGAGGUGUACCUGUGGAUGUAUUUCAAGGCCUACCUUCAAACUCAGUGCCUCUUUGUUUGAAAUCAUGGGAAAAUCAAAAGAAAUCAGCCAAAACCUCAGAAAGAAAAUGGUAGACCUCCACAAGUCUGUUUCAUCCUUGGGAGCAAUUUCAUAACACCUGAAGGUACUACGUUCAUCUGUACAAACAAUAGUACGCAAGUAUAAACACCAUGGGACCACGCAUCCAUCAUACCGCUCAGGAAGGAGACGCGUUCUGUCUCCUAGAGAUGAACGUACUUUGGUGCGAAAAGUGCAAAUCAAUCCCAGAACAACAGCAAAGGACCUUGUGAAGAUGCUGGAGAAAACAGGUACAAAAGUAUCUAUAUCCACAGUAAAACGAGUCCUAUAUCGACAUAACCUGAAAGGCCACUCAGCAAGGAAGAAGCCACUGCUCCAAAACCGCCAUAAAGAAGCCAGACUACGGUUUGCAACUGCACAUGGGGACAAAGAUCGUACUUUUUGGAGAAAUGUCCUCUGGUCUUGAUGAAACAAAAAUAGAACUGUUUGGCCAUAAUGACCAUCGUUAUGUUUGGAGGAAGCCGAAGAACACCAUCCCAACCGUGAAACACGGGGAUGGCAGCAUCAUGCUGUGGGGGUGCUUCGCUGCGGGAGGGACUGGUGCACUUCAAAAUUAUGUGGAUAUAUUGAAGCAACAUCUCAAGACAUCAGUCAGGAAGUUAAAGCUUGGUCACAAAUGGGUCUUCCAAAUGGACAAUGACCCCAAGCAUACUUCCAAAGUUGUGGCAAAAUGGCUUAAGGACAACAAAGUCAAUGUAUUGGAGUGGCCAUCACAAAGCCCUGACCUCAAUCCUAUAGAAAAUGUGUGUGCAGAACUGAAAAACCAUGUGCGAGCAAGGAGGCCUACAAACCUGACUCAGUUACACCAGCUCUGUCAGGAGCAAUGGGGCCAACAUUCACCCAACCUAUUGUGGGAAGCUUGUGGAAGGCUACCCGAAACGUUUGACCCAAGUUAAACAAUUUAAAGGCAAUGCUACCAAAUACUAAUUGAGUGUAUGUAAACUUCUGACCCACUGGGAAUGUGAUUAAUGAAAUUAAAGCUGAAAUAAAUCAUUCUCUCUACUAUUAUUCUGACAUUUCACAUUCUUAAUAUAAAGUGGUGAUCCUAACUGACCUUAGACAGGGAAUAUUUACUAGGAUUAAAUAUCAGGAAUUGUGAAAAACUGAGUUUAAAGGUAUUUGGCUAAGGUGUAUGUAAACUUCCGACUUCAACUGUACAUGACUGGGAUAGACUAGGUGAUUAUGAUCAGACACAUUUUUAGCAUUUUUUAACACCAAAAUAACAAGCACACUAUUUCAACCCAUUGUGUUAUAACUGUUUAUUACCUAUGUCCUAUGUAUAAACAAUUACUUACCUUCUUUAAAAAAACUUUAUAAAUCCUUCAAGUACACAACAUUUCUCUCUAUAACAACUUCCUCUAUGCCUCACCUCCCCUCUCCCAGUAUUCCCUUAAACAUUUCACUAAGAAGAGCAAGGCUCUGCUUCAAUGUCAAUGUUAAAUGUUUUAGUCACUGAUGCCUACUUCUGCAUAGCAGUGCAUGGACAAGAGGGCUACUGUAUGGCACUGAAUGGUAAGAAGAGUGAUCUUGGCAAAUAAAGAAACCUUUGAGUUAGUUCAGAAUCAGCAGUUGCAGGUGUUGCUCCCAUGACUUCUCUGGCUGUGGUCACAAUAGGAACCAUAGAGAACACAGAGGAAAACGUUACUUCUCUAUGUGGAGUUACCAGGCUCUUUAUAGACAGUUGGUAACUGAACGAGCAGUGUCUUUCUGCCUCUGCCAUGUUUGAACUAGCCUUAGAUCAGAGAUCAUGUUUGAACUAGCCUUAGAUCAGAGAUCAUGCUUGAACUAGCCUUAGAUCAGAGAUCAUGUUUGAACUAGCCUUAGAUCAGAGAUCAUGUUUGAACUAGCCUUAGAUCAGAGAUCAUGCUUGAACUAGCCUUAGAUCAGAGAUCAUGUUCGAACUAGCCUUAGAUCAGAGAUCAUGUUCGAACUAGCCUUAGUUCAGAGAUCAUGCUUGAAUUCUUGCAUCCAUUUUUCCUUGCUACUCUCAUGUGCUAGAGGACAGCCCUGGUAGAAGAAGGCUGUUUAUUGACACCACUGUUCGUUGACAGCACAGUGCCUCAAACAAUGAAAAUGAAAGCCAUUCUCCUCCUUCAGUGUAUGGGGAUCCAGGUGAAGAGAAAAGUCAGCUUUGUCAAAUAGAAAUGACUGUCAAGUUCAAAAGGGGAAGAAGCAAUGUCAUGGUUUCAGUUUGCUGUGCAGCCCCUUGGCAUAAUGGUGACAUGGGCCUUUCUCUAAAAAGUUGUCUGUUGGAUUCCCUGACAUCCCUCUUACCUUUACUGUUUGCGUCAUGUGUGUGACUCUGGGUAUUGUGACAGCAAUGGCUGUAUCAAUGCGUUGCGUUGUGCAUAAGAACAGCGCUGAGCCGUGGUAUAUUGGCCAUAUACCACACCCCCUCGUGCCUUAUUGCUUAAUUCUAUUGCCUUCCACUAUAAGCCACAUCUCGGAGGAGCUAGCAUACUUGACCGUAAGGGAACCUAGCUGCAGUGCACUUCAGUUUAGAUUGAUACGCUUUUGAGAGAGGGUGUUCGUUGAGACUCUUCUAUUUGCUGAUAGGGAGGUAAGUCUCUGAGGUAUCACUUUACAAUGAAGCUUUGAUAUCUGACCAAGCAUAUCAGAAUUUGAUUUUGUUCUUUGUGUACUGUAGGCCUAGACCUUGUUUGCACUCUUACAUACUUAGGCUACCGACACAGAGAAACAGUCAAUGACGGUCAAGAUGACACAGGUUUCCUCUGUGCCUCACCAAAGAAGGCAGCAGUGUAUAUAUCUACUGUAAGCCACAACAGCACCUGAAAUAAGCCCAAUGUUUACAACAGUAAGUUUACGUCCCAAAUGGCACCCUAUUGCCUUUAUAGUGCACUACUUUUGGCCAGGGCCCAUAGGGUAGUGCACUAUAUAGGAAAUAAGGUGCCAUUUGGGACGCAUCCUAAGGCUCUGGCUGAUGAACUACAGAUCCUGUCCUGACUCCUAGGCAGAUGGAAAUCUAAAUAUUUUACCACUGAUACCAGCAGUAUUACAACAGUUAGGGGCCCAGAAAUAUGUGUAUUGUUUUAGGCUCAGCUACAUUAUCUUCUACAGACAGGCCUAGCCAUGAAGACUCCAUAAAUAGACAUGUGAAACAACCAGAAGCCUUUUGAGGAUUCACUGUGGAAACAGACAGUUAGUGGAUUAAGGACACCACGGUGGUCUUAACCUGCCUGGUCUCUAGAGGUUUUCAUCAAUGAAAGAGGCCAAACCUGAUUGUCCCAUACAUUCAGCACAUUGUCCCAUACCCCAGAACCUCUAACUAGCGACCUCCAGUAAUACAAAACUGAUACAAAAUAAUUGUUCUUGUUCCUACUAUUUUACUAUUAUUCCUACUUUGAAAAUAGUGAAGUGGCUGAGCUUGUCACUUGGAUUCAAGAAAUAGAAACGACCUGGAGCUUACUAAUCACCCAUACAUACUACACAGAAGAGUUUGAUUUAGCAUUGAAGCCCUCUGUUCUGUUGUUGUGGAGGGGUGGAUGACAGGGCAGGGCAGCUAGCCAGGAUGGUAUCCUUUUGCCAGACGUGAACUAUGUCCCUGACAGCAGUGACUCUCUGCAUACUGCCCAGCCAACAGCCACGGUGCCAGGGCCAACAAGCAGCCAUUGUGAUUAAGUCAGUGGUUUAUAAAUACAACAUGUCCAUUGAGACACGAGCCGCCCUUAGGUUAGGUUAGCUAAUACUCCCUCUCUUCCCCUAUCUCCCUGCCCUGACAUCCAGUCAGUAUUUUGAGGUGGGUGUGGGUGGGUCUGGGUCUGGUGUGAGGCUGAGUCUCUCCAGAGGAUCUGAAGGCAGCAGAGGCCACGGCGGUCUGGGACUGUCUGGGUGUAAAUGGCGCACACAGAGAGAGAGGCCUAGUAUCAGUAGUCAGUACAAAAUGGAGGCCUAGACUGACUGACUGGAUGACUAAAUAAGGGCAGGCACACACUGUUGCUGAAUCACAAUCACAGGCGAAUGCAGGCAACAGCUGAUUGCUGUUGCUAUCGCGUCUUCCAGCAACUUUCCUGCCCAGUCUAAAUAGUCUACACUCUGUCUAGUAACGUCACAUCAUAGUUUACUCUAGAAGUAGCACUGCUGUAAAACAACUCAUCAAUGAAUCGUGAUGGAACUAACCAAGGCUUGCUUACUUGAACGAUUACUAAAACAACCAAGGCUUUCUUUAUAAGAUCCAAAAAUGGAAUAUGUUUAUGGUGUUAGUAUCCUCAACUAAACCUGAAGACAACUUUGUGUAUCUGUUGGAACAGUUUGUUAACCAAUCCCCAUGCCAUGACAAGGCUCUAAAACAAGUUUUAGCACUUUCUCACUGGUAGCUAGCGGACAAAAAACCAGACCUGGGUUCAAAUAGUAUUUGAAAUAAUUGCAAAUACUGUAUCUGGGUUUGAUUGAGCUUACCUGGCGCAAUGAAAAAAAUGGGAAAUCACAAAACUACAAAACCUUGCCUAUCUGGCAUUUCAGGCAGGCUAAAGCAAACAAUUAAGUUAUUUAAAUGAUUUCAAAUAGUAUUUAAACCUAGGUCUGCAAGCAACACAUAAUUGACACCACAGCAGUCAGUCAGCCUUCCUUGCGUCAGCAGGGGUGUCAAAUGGAUUCAUGGAUAUAAAUAUGCCCGAGCUCAUAACUAAGUGGGGAUUAGAGGUUGGUGUAUACAUGUACCACACCUAGCAUUAGUCGGGUGUCUAGACUUACAUACAGUAGUGCUGAUAUGUACAUUUUGUUUCAAUGCAGCCAAUCAUAUGAUUCGUAAAUAUGAGUGUUCCGGAUAACACUGUCUAUUCUUACUUUUGUACUGUAUGUACACUCGCAAUACCUAUUUAUUGUCAAAGUGGUAUUGACUCCCGUGUGUAGUUCGAAAGAAUGACAAUACGACUAAGAAAACUGUAGUGAGACAAACUUGUACCUGACUACACACAUACUGAUUUUGUCAGUCUUCCAAUUUACAUUGUUUCAAAUCAGAAGAGGUAAUGAAAGUCUAAUGUUGGUGUUGGUGUCCUUUCACUCAGAAGAUCAAGCAAAUAAUUGAUGUCCUGACUGCUCUGUCAAGUAGCACAUUUAUACUGCUAGUAUUAUGAAACCCUCCCCCUGCUAUAAGUUCAGGACCCCACUCAUCUGCAGAACACCAGUGACAGGCCACGAUGACAGAGGAUCUCCUGUGACUGUGAAACAUGAAGAAAAGCAGACUGACCUAAAGUGAAUAUCCAGUGACAGUGAAGCCUAAUUAAGUAUUUUUAAGCAGAAAAUUACAUUAGCCAUUCUUUUUUAAAUGAAUGUCAAGCUAGCUUUAUGUUCAUGUUUCAAUAUCGGUUGGGGUUGAAGACAAGUUUGUGAUGACUGACUGAGUGUCUUGCAUUCGCUGGCUUCUUGCCCUUAGAAUAUGGGGGGUAUCCAUUGGGGAAGUCUAAAAGCACAUAUGGUAUUUAGGUCGCAGCUUCAUAUCAGACUUUGUUGAACAAGUCUAUAGAUUACUGCAUUGUUGUAUUUGGAGCUUGCAAGAAAGACAUUUCACUGUACAUGUUUUAUGUGACAUUAAAACUUGAAACUUGAAACCAAUCAGUAGAGGGCCACCAACUAAACUGUAGUAAAACUACCUUGGUUCUGGAGUACUGAGCAUUGAUAUUAGCCUGGCCACAGAUAUGUUUGUGCUGGUCUCAGAUCUGUUUGUGCUGUAUUACCUGAUGGUAAAACUGAUUGUUGCCUUGUCCUAGAUCUGUUUGUUCUGUAUAGCCAACUGUCCUGUAUAGCCAACUCCUUUGGCACAACAGUGACCACAGGAGUUGGCAUAGGAGUUGGCUAUACAGCAUAGUUGGCUAUACAGAACAAACAGAUCUAGGACCAGGCAACAAUCAGUUUUACCACCAGGUAAUACAGCACAAACAGAUCUGAGACCAGGCUACACUGAUGGUUUACUUAGCAAGCCAUCUGAGAGGACUCUGAGGACUGUGAGGAGUACUGCAGGUAGUCAGAAAGCACCAUCUGUUGUGACACUCCUCCCACGGAAUGGCACUGCCUGGCAACCCAACAGAACGGCCUGCCAUUUUAGGAACCUCUAAACACUACACACCAGAUCAUGUUGUUAUGUGUUACCAGUAGCCUGUCAUAUCUGUGAAAUGUAAAAAUGUUAGGCUGUAUGUUUGUCUCACUACUUACACAAUGUGAAAUGGAUGUUUCUAGUCAGUCUAGAUAGAGUCUAGACCAAACCUUAUGAGCCUCAGCCUAGACCACACUUUUAUCAGAAUGACUAGUAGUCUAUUGUGAAGUUUUGAAAGUAAGUUUUAUACAACUUCUUACCCCAGUUAGUAGUUCAUAGCCUUGUAAAUUGCAGAUGGGCUUGUCAGCUGUUCAAUAGCACAGACUCUCCAGCCCUCCAUAGCACAGACUCCACAGCCCUCAAUAGCACAGACUCCCCAGCUCUCAAUAGCACAGACUCCCCAGCCCUCAAUAGCACAGACUCCCCAGCCCUCAAUAGCACAGACUCCCCAGCCCUCAAUAGCACAGACUCCCCAGCCCUCAAUAGCACAGACUCCCCAGCCCUCAAUAGCACAGACUCUCCAGCCCUAUGUCUGCUCUUUUAUCAAGAUAACCAGCCUGUCUGAGACUGGUCUGAGACUACUGUAUAAGAAGCAGUGAAGAAGCCCCUAAAAGAGGGAUUGUUGACUUAAGAGCAGACAGGUGUUGAUAUUCUAUAUCAAGACAGGGAGUCCCAGCCACCUCAGCCUAAUUGUUCCAUUGGGGAAGUGCUGCCUACCCCUCAAAGUCUUUAAGUGGAUGGAUCUUUAUUUGAGCCCAGUAGUGUAACAUUACAGUAUGUCAAGUAUUCACGUAGUAAACACAAUCAGUAAGUCUCAGCCCCAGCUGAGCCUGAGCUUUGGGUAGAUAUCAGUAGCAUUGAACCCUGAAAACCAUCACUCCUUCACUAGGUUUUAUAAUAACCCUGGGAGGUAACCAGAGAAAAAUAGAAGAGAAAAUGUUGGGCAAGAGGAGGAGUCUGUAGAGUAUGUUUAGAUACAGUAUACAUAUUUAAGUGCUGUCAAGCUCCAACUUUUGAUAUACAUUUAUUUAAUGCAAUAUUAUGUAGCCUUAAUGUCACAGACACAUUGUGCAGACACGAUAUACUGUAUGUUCUAAAAGUUUCACAAACUUCUGUACAUGCAUUUUAUCAAAAAAGUAUGACGAUUAGUAGUAUACAGUAAAUAGGUAAACUUUUUUUAAAUCAAGGGUAACUGUAUACUAAAUCUGCAUUUAUUACAUUUGCCUCCUCUACAGUGUGUAUAAAUACACAGACUCAUCCUAAAUAAAUCUGUGAAUAUAACAUACACAGUACAGGGGAACAUCCUGCAAACCCCCUGGCACUAACUCAUUGUCUGGGUCGAGGUGUUAAAAUAGUCAUUUAUUUCUGUUCCAGCCAAUGGGAGAAUAGGACACCCUCUGCAGCUAAUAAUAAUAAUGAACCACAUGACCAACUCAACCCCACACAUCAGCCCUAUAGGUUUUUAAAUGAAUGAAUAUUGUAAACAAGAUCUCUGUAAUAUUUCUGUCCAUUUGAGUCUGGUUUUGGAUUAGUACAUUAGCGUUGGUUUUUACAGCACAACCCUUUAGUUGGUUUGUGCUUUUGGUUUGUACCAGUAUUCAUCUCUUGGACUAUAGGGCUAACUGGGUAUAUGGCAUGGUAUGGGAAUCUUAAGUGUUGGGGAUGUUCUCAUUGCUUUUUAUAGUCCAGACAAAGUGCCAAAGUAUCUUUCCAAAUUAAGAGGAAGGGAAUGGAUUGGGUUUGCAAUGGCAACAGCAGUCACCUAAAACCUAGCGAAAGUGCAGCAGGAUUUCCCAAUCAUUUUCACAGACAAAUGUUGUCAUGAUCAAAGAUCAGAAUGAUCUGCUUAACAAUGUUUCAACUUUUAGCUCUGAUCUGUUUAUUUGAAUAUUUGAUCACGAUGACAUCAUAAGUAGCUACAGAUUUAGCAUGCCAUUGUAAAGAUGAACAGUUGAGGCCCUUUGCUCCACUAUGAGCUAAAAUAAGUAAAUCAAGUAAGUCAUUGAAAGGUUGGGUUAGUUGAUGUUGAGUAAAGAAGCUUUGUUUGUUUCCCUGCAGGACGACCCAUGCUAAGGCCAAGUCAGAUGCUGCUGAUCAGGCCUCUCAGGCCUCUAACCAGGAGUCCAGCGUCGCCAGGUUGGUGGCCAGGGAACUAUCCCCUUCCUUCUAUCAGCCAGGUAUGUGUACUGGACUUCUCAACUGUGGGAUUGAGGGCAUGAUACUGACAAGAGAAAAACAUAUACAAGAAUUGUGAUUUCCAGGCUUUCUCACAUUCGUUCCAAUAGCCAAGUGCUGUAUGAGACUUGGAAGUAUAGUAAUGCUUGCCUUUCAAGAACAGUAUUGAAAAGCAAGUGUUACAAAGUGAAUUGAAUGAUAUUAUAAGAUUUUAAAAGCAAAGUAAAGUUCUGUUCAAAGCAUCUAGCUUCUUGCUGUAUACACUGAUAGAUAGAUAUGUCUUGCUACUGUUGCAGCUGAUUCUUGCUUGGCUUGGGCAGGCUCUCCACAAGGGUAGUCAGCCUUGAAUGUCUAAAAAAAGGACUGUCUUACUUGUGUAGAGCAAUCAUAUCAGUUUCUUUACAGGUCUGUCCGGGCCCAGGCCCACACAGUCAGGCCCCAAAGCCUUGUCGAGUGUGCCUCUGCAUUUCUAUCCCCCCUCAGUCACUCACUACCCACCCAGGACCCCGUUGAGUGCUUAGCAGAUGCAAAUAGACACUGAUAAAAAGUUGCCACUGACUGUCGAGUGCCUGAAAUAUCUGUGUCUAAUGGUACAAAUGGGAAAGGGCACAGUGUCACUCAACCCCACUGAAGCUGACAGGGAGAAACAGUGCUAUAGGCUAUAGUAUUUCCCGGAUUCUUCCUGCAAGAAUUUUCCUUGAUCUUCGUGAAUUAAACAUUGGGACAAGAAUUGGGGGCUAAUAACAGUAUGUGAUUGAUAGUAGAUUGUCUCACUCCAUCUACUAGUCUUUUUGUCUUUGUUUGGCUUGUCUGUACUCUAUGUCAGAUAGUAAGUGGUUACGUCAGAGCCUGUUAAUAGAAGGCUCUGAGUCAAGUCAGUGGUCAUGUCCGAAUAAACAGACUAGCGUACUACAUACUCAUUUCGACGCUUAAUCUAGUUGUAGAAGUCACUCGUCUUUUCCGACUGACGUGUUUGACAACAGCUGAUAAUCAGAUAAAUUUACACGCUGUACUAAAAUGAAUGAAUGGCGGGAGUCAACGCAAUCGCGCAUUAGAUGACGCGUUCAGAGUGCUAUUUUCGAAAUUUCACAUACUCUAAAACUUAAUUUUUUCGCAUACUAUUUAGUACGCUAGUAUGGGUAUUCGGACACGAGCAGUAUUUCAAAUCCUACCCUGCAAAAUGAUGUUAUAGGUUGUAAAUAAAAUAAAUGAAAAAUUAAUUAGGCCUAUAUUACAGACUCAACUUGUUUGGUUUGUCAUAUUGCAAUUCAGCUAUUAGUUUAAAGGCCCACUCUGUGAUAUUUACAGCCUAAAGUAGCAUGUUUUUGCAUCAGACUGCAAAAAUGUGACCUAUGAAUAAUCAACCCUUUAUGGGAUAUUUUACGGGAUCCGCAGUUGCUGUGUUUUCUCAAGCCAACUGUAGUCACCCCACAUUAGGUUUUAUAGCAAGAUGUUCCUGGGGUGACUGUCACAGGACUGCGUUACAAGCAGACAGAGUGGCUCCAAAUACAAAUCUAGACCUUGGCGAUACUUCUCAAAUCCAUCCACGACUGUCUGCACUUCCUAGCUAAUAACCUCCAAAAUAUCCUGCACUAACCAUUUUUUAUUAGCUACCCUGUAAAACAACACAUUUCACUGUACGUGACAAUAAAACAUCUAUAAAUAAAUUAGUCUGAUGUUUAUCUAGUCUGAUCUAGUCUUAUCUUGUUGUUAUUGGAAUCUCAUCAAACAUAUAUUUCUCCAUGUUCUUCCACAGGCCCAGAGUACAUGAAGAAGAGAGCGCUACAGGAGAUCUCAGAUGGCAAUGGGAACCCAGACCCUAUAAUGCAUGAGCCACUGUUAGCAGGGCAGCCACCGACACCCGCUGAAAGCCCAAUGCUGCCCGACAGGCCUGGCUACUCUCCAGCCCGCACACCCUCCCCCAGCCCGGCUGUGACCCAUCCAGCAUCCAGGCACUCCAAGCAGGGCAACGUCAGCAAAGAGGACCCCCAUCUCCUCGGCCCUGCUGGCUGGAACGGGGACAAAGGUGGUGGAAGUCGGGGGAGCAGCCGUCCCAAUAGCAGAACCAACAGCCGGCCCAGCACUCCCGCCCCUGCCGCUGCUCCCCCUGAAGAGCGCCUCGCUACUGCCCCCAUCGCUAGCAGCCGGGGGUCCUCCCGCGCCUCCAGCCGCUUGAGCAACAAGGUAGAGCAGGGCUCUGACCUGGAGAUCAAGCCCCUGGAGAAGACGGCAUCUGAGGCUAAAGUGUCCGAAGCUGCUCCCUCGAUAAGGACCAGUGUCGUCUACUCAGAAGAAGAAAAAGAAGCCCCACCCCCUUCUCCCGCCUCCAACGUGUCUUCCAAAGCUGCCCUCACCCCCAAGCCUAAAUCGGCAGAGCCCAAACAAAGAACAGAGUCGGUCAAUGAACGACCUGUGUCCACCAUAUCUGAGAGCAAACUAGAGUCCAGUGCCCAGUCUGUCAAUAAAGUGUCACCCAAGCCUUCGCCAUCACUCAAGCCAUUGACGAAACGGGAGGCCAGUCCAGCUUCAAAACCUGCCACACCUGCACCUACACCAGUGCCUAAAGCUGCGAAGCCAGCCCCUAAGGUUGAACACAAAGCGGAGGCCAAGCUGAUGAAGAUCAUGGUGAAGAGCCCAAGUACAAGUGAAGUUACAGAACUAGUAGAAUUUGAGCAGGCAAGGCAACUCAAACACUCAUUAUCUCAUGUAAUGAAAAGCUUUGAGAACACAUUCAGUCAAAUGAAGACUGUUCUUACAUGUUAUGUAGUACACUCUCCCAUGACCUGGGUUCUAAAAGUAGAUUCAAAACAUACAGUAGGUCCUCUCUCCUCUAAGUGCAAAUGUGUAACCUGAUGUUACUCUGGAGACUAUUAUCUACAGUUGGUGCUGGUCCUUUAAACCACACUAAUCAGACCCCAUUUCUGAUUAACCUCCCCUCCUCUUUUCCUCUGUUAUCUAAUAAUAAUUAUCCCUCUACUUAUGUUCGUACAGUGGGGAAAAAAAGUAUUUAGUCAGCCACCAAUUGUGCAAGUUCUCCCACUUAAAAAGAUGAGAGAGGCCUGUAAUUUUCAUCAUAGGUACACGUCAACUAUGACAGACAAAAUGAGAAAAAAAUCCAGAAAAUCACAUUGUAGGAUUUUUUAUGAAUUUAUUUGCAAAUUAUGGUGGAAAAUAAGUAUUUGGUCAAUAACAAAAGUUUCUCAAUACUUUGUUAUAUACCCUUUGUUGGCAAUGACACAGGUCAAACGUUUUCUGUAAGUCUUCACAAGGUUUUCACACACUGUUGCUGGUAUUUUGGCCCAUUCCUCCAUGCAGAUCUCCUCUAGAGCAGUGAUGUUUUGGGGCUGUCACUGGGCAACACGGACUUUCAACUCCCUCCAAAGAUUUUCUAUGGGGUUGAGAUCUGGAGACUGGCUAGGCCACUCCAGGACCUUGAAAUGCUUCUUACGAAGCCACUCCUUCGUUGCCCGGGCGGUGUGUUUGGGAUCAUUGUCAUGCUGAAAGACCCAGCCACGUUUCAUCUUCAAUGCCCUUGCUGAUGGAAGGAGGUUUUCACUCAAAAUCUCACGAUACAUGGCCCCAUUCAUUCUUUCCUUUACACAGAUCAGUCGUCCUGGUCCCUUUGCAGAAAAACAGCCCCAAAGCAUGAUGUUUCCACCCCCAUGCUUCACAGUAGGUAUGGUGUUCUUUGGAUGCAACUCAGCAUUCUUUGUCCUCCAAACACUGACCAUAUGACAUUCUCCCAAUCCUCUUCUGGAUCAUCCAAAUGCACUCUAGCAAACUUCAGACGGGCCUGGACAUGUACUGGCUUAAGCAGGGGGACACGUCUGGCACUGCAGGAUUUGAGUCCCUGGCGGCGUAGUGUGUUACUGAUGGUAGGCUUUGUUACUUUGGUCCCAGCUCUAUGCAGGUCAUUCACUAGGUCCCCCCGUGUGGUUCUGGGGUUUUUGCUCACCGUUCUUGUGAUCAUUUUGACCCCACGGGGUGAGAUCUUGCGUGGAGCCCCAGAUCGAGGGAGAUUAUCAGUGGUCUUGUAUGUCUUCCAUUUCCUAAUAAUUGCUCCCACAGUUGAUUUCUUCAAACCAAGCUGCUUACCUAUUGCAGAUUCAGUCUUCCCAGCCUGGUGCAGGUCUACAAUUUUGUUUCUGGUGUCCUUUGACAGCUCUUUGGUCUUGGCCAUAGUGGAGUUUGGAGUGUGACUGUUUGAGGUUGUGGACAGGUGUCUUUUAUACUGAUAACAAGUUCAAACAGGUGCCAUUAAUACAGGUAAUGAGUGGAGGACAGAGGAGCCUCUUAAAUAAUAAGGUACAGGUCUGUGAGAGCCAGAAAUCUUGCUUGUUUGUAGGUGACCAAAUACUUAUUUUCCACCAUAAUUUGCAAAUAAAUUCAUUAAAAAUCAUACAAUGUGAUUUUCUGGAUAUUUUUUUCUCAAUUUGUCUGUCAUAGUUGACGUGUACCUAUGAUGAAAAUUACAGGCCUCUCUCAUCUUUUUAAGUGGGAGAACUUGCACAAUUGGUGGCUGACUAAAUACUUUUUUUCCCCACUGUACAUAUUCUCAACUGCAUUUCCUUUCUGAUGACCACAUUCAAGGCCAUUUUCCCAUUUCUGGUUGGGAACUUACAAACAGAUAACAUGACACAAUUUCUCUAGCAACCAACAACUACCAUCGUUAUCUCUAAAUAUUGCUAGAAAUGUCAAAUAUUGUAAUCCAGACGACCCAUUCCGAUCUAUGAAAGUAUGUAAAUAAACUUUGCAUUUCAGGUGACUGUUACAUAAGUGUUUAUAGAGGCAACAGUUAUUUGUUCUGAAUGAUUAUGGAGGCUGUAGAUGGCGUGCAGAUUAGUGGUUUGUCUGGGACAUGAGACCUUAGGGGAGGUUUUCCAUAGCCCAGGCCCCCUGUGUUGAAAGGGGCAUACUGCAUAUGAGAACCUACCAGGCCGCCAUAGCUGACGUAGACUUUGUAUUUGUUGAAAUGCAGCAGCAGCCCUGGCUUCUCUCCCAGUCACCAUAUUUUACAAUUGUUGUUACUAGAGUCAUUACAACAUUGCUACACAGGCAUGGAUGCAACUUCAAUAUAAAAAGGAUAAUUGUGAUUACAUUUUUCAUCCCAUUCGUUUCGCUGUUGUUUCAUAGAUUUUAAACAGGUCUGUCUUGAGGAAGACAUUUUUAUCUCAAUAUGACAAACCUGUAUAAAUAAAUGUUAAAUAAAACAUGAAAUGUAUCUACUGUACCUCUCUCUUCCAGAGACCGAACACCAUCAUGAUAACCAUGGUGAUUCUGCUCAACAUUGGCCUGGCCAUUCUCUUCGUACACAUCUUGUCAUGAGACACUGUCGACCCAGGUAACUAACACAGCUCGCUGACUGUCCUGCCAGUUACAGAUAUACACUGAAUGGUACCUGUUGCUUUUGUUCCAAGCAGUCAAAACACAAUGGCACUGAACCUCUGACCCUUGCAACCUGUAAGGAAAUGUCUGUUUGAUCUGGUCACAUGACUAAGUAUAGUUUGAUUUCAACAACAGUUACUGUUUACAUUGUUUUGACUCAGAGGUACUUCAAGGUGAUGAUGAUGAUGAUGAUGAUGAUGAUGAUGAGAAAUUAA
Messenger RNA from Coregonus sp. 'balchen', 17697 nucleotides. The record is from the annotation of a GenBank genome assembly. NCBI's taxonomy places the organism in Eukaryota, Metazoa, Chordata, Actinopteri, Salmoniformes, Salmonidae.